GAUCCUCAGGUUGCACCUCAAAGCCAUGGCAUGACGUACAUUGUAUUCUCGGUCUACUUCUACCACGAUACUUUCACUUUCGCGCCUUGCCAUUUUAUCAAACAACCACAGCAUAAAGGUCGCGACUACGAUACCAAACAUGGCUGACCCUCAGAAAAAGGAAGAAGCCAAACAGUCACUUCUGCAGACUGCCAAAAAAUGGGGAGAGAAUCCAGUUCCUCCUGCGCUUCUUGCGACCUUGGUCUUUGCUCAACAUGCGAGACCCUUACAACCAGUUCCCAUGCUGUUUCCACCACUUCUUCUCUUCUCGACUUACCUCAACCUCCAAGGUUACAAGAUUGACAGUGCCGGGACUACUGCUGCGCUUAGCGGUACGUAUCUUGUGCUAGCUGGUAGACGAAGAAUGGGCUUCAUGAACAAAUUCGGCGCGCGAGGAAUCAUUCGCGGUGCGACGAUGGGGUUGUGUCUGGUAAAUGUUGUCGGCGGAGGUCUCGCCUAUAGUUUUGGCAGUCGAUCGAAGGAGGAUGGCAAGAAGAGCAUCUAAGGCGCGAAACACGGAAAGAGCUUGAUCGAUAGACUCCUAUAUGGGUGACCUUCGGAAGAGCAGAGAACGUUGUUCAAACUGUGAGCUCAAGUCACCCAAGCAGGUGUCAGUCACCACACAUCGGACAUGGAGGCCCGCUUGUCUCCUUGACGACACAAUCCGAUUGCAGGGGCCGACCACUAAAGAAGCACCUGAGUGAAGUGGGACAAGGAGAUGUCGCGGUUGCGGGCUGUCACAGCCGUAAUGCACAUUAUGAUCGAUAUGUUGGCAUUCGUCAAGUGCGGCUUAUGACGGCGAAGCUGGCCGGCUCCAAGAAGACCCAUUCACGAUAUCGAUUCAGGCAAGCACAGA
Exophiala viscosa is the source of this 895-nucleotide messenger RNA. RefSeq lists its product as uncharacterized. The record is from RefSeq and is a predicted model, not a curated record. NCBI's taxonomy places the organism in Eukaryota, Fungi, Ascomycota, Eurotiomycetes, Chaetothyriales, Herpotrichiellaceae. The transcript has 2 exons. Bases 140 to 544 code for a protein of 134 amino acids.